UUUUGCCCCGGCAGCCCCCACCCGUCUUUCAGGAACUGAAUUUUAACUGCGCGGUCAAAUCAAAGAACCAGCCGCCCCCCGCCGCCUACUUCUUUCUCUUCAAUCAGCUGUUCCCGCUAAUUACUGCUGUUGCUGUGAAACUCUUCUCCAGCUGGUAUACCUCAAGUUCCACUCAGGAUAAUCUACCUUGCGUCGAACUACUACUCCUCGGACAUAAUUCGAAUAAUAAUUGGAUUGGUGUUGCAAUUUCUUUUUCUACUUUGAGGCGGGUAGAUAAUGGAUGAUAACAGCUCUGCAAAAGUUUUUGUCCCAGCAGCUAUUAUGCAACCAUUGCUAGAUGCAUCAAACGUAUCUGAACUAGACCAGGCCCUAGAAUUUCUUAUACAAACUGCCAAGUCUGCUGAUGGUCGUGCAGACUUCGCUUCUAAGAAUAUGGUAAAUGCAGUCCUUCAGCUUUGCCAAGUUCUUGAAUUUCCCUCCAAUGGCGAUCUUCUUUUAUCUUCACUAAAGGUUCUUAGGAACUUAUGUGCUGGCGAAAUGCGUAAUCAGAACUCAUUUCUUGAACAAAACGGAGUUGGAAUUAUUUCCGGUGUUAUUAGUUCCGUUAAACCUUCCCUCGAAUGUGGUUGUGAGAUUAUUCGUAUGUGCUUGCAACUUUUAGGAAAUGUUGCCUUGGCUGGAGGAGAACAUCAGGGUGCUAUUUGGAGUGAAUUUUUCCCCCAUGGCUUUUACAAGAUAGCUGAACUGCGAAGUAGAGAAACCUGUGAUCCUUUAUGCAUGGUGAUUUAUACAUGCUCUGGGGAGACUGAUGAAUUACUUGGGCAAUUAUGUUCAAGUCAGGGGCUGCAUAUAAUUACAGAAGUUUUAAGCACUGUUUCAAUAGUUGGUUUCAGUGAAGAUUGGUUUAAAUUGCUUCUUUCGAGAGUCUGUCUUGACAAAUCAUGUUUUGCGUCAAUUUUCUCUAAAUUACACCCUGUCAGUGAAGUCGGGGAUCAUGCAGAUAUCACUGCCAAAAGUGUGCAUUUUUCAGCUGAGCAAGCAUUUCUGCUGCGUAUUCUGUCAGAGAUCUUAAAUGAACGAAUCGAAGAUGUUGUCAUUUCCAUUGAUUUCUCUUUAUGCAUUCUUGAAAUCUUAAGAAGUGCAGUUGAAGUGGUUGAUUCUGUUCCCAAGGGGAAGUCAGCCCUUCCAACAGGUCACACUGGUAUUGAUGUUCUAGGAUAUUCUCUGACCACUUUGAGAGAUAUCUGCGCUUGUGCAGAUUUAACAGGUUUGGAGAUAGAGGGAUCAAAUCGUGUUGUGGAUAUGCUAGUAUCCUCUGGACUCAUUGACUUUUUGUUGAGUUUGCUUCGUGACCUAGAACCUCCCACAAUCAUUAAGAAGGCAAUGAGAAAAGAUGAGACUUCUAAUGAGGCAGGCAGCUAUCCAUUGAAGCAAUGCCCUUACAAAGGUUUCAGAAGAGAUAUUGUUGCUAUUCUUGGAAAUUGUGCAUACCAUCGGAAGCGUGUUCAAGAUGAAGUCAGAGAGAAGAAUGGGAUUCUUUUGCUGUUGCAGCAAUGUGUACUUGAUGAGGAUAACCCAUUCUUGAGAGAAUGGGGAAUUUGGUCUGUAAGAAAUUUACUGGAAGGGAAUGCAGAAAACCAGCAAGUGGUAGCCGAUCUGGAGAUCCAAGGAUCUGUAGAUGUUCCGGAAAUGGUUAAUCUUGGCCUGCGAGUAGAGAUGGAUCCCCAAACACGGCGUGCAAAACUAGUCAAUACGUAGUGAAACAUUGCACUUUGGUUUUACUGUUUAAGUCGAGCCAACAGCUGACCGACUUCUUCAAGGAGUUGCAGAUACUACCAGGUUAAUGCAAUUUAUUGCUGCAAUUCCAUUCCAAGUAUGAUUAUUUGAUUAGUUAAAGAUAAAAUUUCCUGACCAGAAGUUCCCCACUCCUUUUACCUCCGCUUAAUCCUUAAAGCAAGAUUCGUAUAGAUGCAAACAUA
Coffea eugenioides is the source of this 1979-nucleotide messenger RNA. Its product is annotated as ataxin-10. Bases 277 to 1758 code for a protein of 493 amino acids. NCBI's taxonomy places the organism in Eukaryota, Viridiplantae, Streptophyta, Magnoliopsida, Gentianales, Rubiaceae. The transcript is spliced from 3 exons. The record is from RefSeq and is a predicted model, not a curated record. Gene Ontology annotation, cellular component: cytosol.